Molecule: messenger RNA, 2074 nt
Organism: Xenia sp. Carnegie-2017
Lineage: Eukaryota; Metazoa; Cnidaria; Anthozoa; Malacalcyonacea; Xeniidae
Product: UPF0764 protein C16orf89 homolog
Exons: 1
Coding region: 767-1705 (312 amino acids)
Cellular component (GO): membrane; cytosol
Source: RefSeq, a predicted model, not a curated record
AUGAAGUCUUCAGAUUAAGAUUUCUAUUUUAACUUAAUUUGGAAUGUUUGGGGUCAAAAGUCAACCUGCAUUUACAGUUCCCUUGAGAGCUUAUCUGAACGUCUAUAUUGAUGCUCUUCACUACAUUGUCGUCUGGUUUUGUCUGUUUGAGACUUAUCUUGCCCGUCUGGAAUCAAGAAUCCUGGAGACAAUGUUUAUAAAUGUGCAACGUUGGCACUUUUAUUUUUUUUUGGUUUGUGUGUUGUAAAGGAAUUUAACAAUCGACACGAUUAUUUUGUAGUAUUAUUUAAAGUCUUCGUCAAUUGCUCGAAGUGUUAGAAAUGUUGUGACAGUCUUGCGGGCAGAAUUGAUGUGUUUAACUUUAUUCUUUAUUGGAUGAAAUGAACACUGCAUACUUGGCAGUAAUUGUACACUAAUGUAGAGAAAACGGACUUCCCUUUCAACAUCUUGAUAACGCAAAAUAAAAUACGUAUGACUUGUUCAUUAUUGUUUAUCUAUUGGAAUCUCUUUCUUAUAUUCCAUCGUCUCUGUUUCUGCGUUCAACUGCAAUGAUGUAUUUUUUCAUCCGUGUUUUAUGUUCAUUGUCAAUACUGGCUGUUAACUCUCAAAAGGCCCAAAGUCUGCGUGUUGAUAUUAAUUCCUUAAAAGCGUUAGAAAAAACGUUAAAAGCCUCUGAACGAUUAGUAUCUUUCUUUGAAGAGGAUGUUGAUAAAGUAAAUCUUGAUGCUAUAUACGGAUUGCGAGUUGCCGAAGGAGCGUGGGCAUUAUGUUUGAAAAAUAUCUAAAUUCCACCAUGGCAGGUGGGGAAAUGCGCCGCGUUGCCUACAGAAUAAGAAAAAUUCACCAAAAAGCUUCGUCAAUCAAUGAUCGUGCUCAGGUAUUCAUUAAACAUCAAUCUCCUAAGUAUUAUGCCAUGUUCAGGGCUAUCGUUGAUAAACCAUGGAAAUUUUACAGAGAUUUUCAAUUUAAUAAACUUCCAGCAUGGAAUGUAAUGAAGGCAUAUGACGACAAAAACGAAUGGAGCGAUGAAGAAAAGUCGGACAAAUGCAUGUCAGAAGUCAUAGGGACUAACCUCAACAACACCAAAUGCACAGUCACCAAAGACUGUAUGAAGAUGAUGACCAAUAAAAAUUUUAUCGAUUAUGGUCCUACUCAUCAAGUACUAUUUCUGACUUUAGCCAUAAUAUUUCGAUGUGAGACGAAGUAUUCUCCAGUACUCAAACAACUAUCUGGUUAUGAUGUCCACGGGCUCAUACAGAAUCGUUGUGGCCGCGUUAUGAGUGAGAUGUUAAGACUGGAACGGUUGGGGAUUCCUGUGGGUUCACGUGAUCUUUACAUUGAGCAAGUCAUGGUAUGUGGGAUGCACGGAUUUGCAGAGUUUUUGACAUUUAAAAGACUUUACAAUGUCUUAAGUUGGCAGAGAAAAGUCGGGUGUUUUGGGAAGCUGUCAAACCGAAAUGAUGACGUCAAUAUUCAAGAUCCUGGUACAGCAUUAUAUAAUGAGGAGGAAGUAGAUGAGUUAGGGAGAGAUGGUCAAUCUUACCGAAGCAUGCGCAAACUGUUGGUGGAUGUAAUUGUCGAUUACCGUUGUUCCGCGCACGAGUCAGGAGUUGCUGCUGGAUUAUUGGGAUUGUAUACAAAAUGGCUCGUGGAGAAGAUGUAUGUUUUUGAGAUUAGUCAAUCGGAUGGGCUGUUAAUGGCAUAAAGAUUACGUCAAACAAAUAUGACGUCACGUUAACGAAUAGCAACACAAACCACCAAUGGUACAACAUUUCUCUGUCCGGAAACGUAAUUGGCGGGAAAAAAUUCGGCUAUAACAAUAAAGAGAUUUACAUGAAGUCGAUGAUCAUAUCGUUUGUGACGUCAUUUCUAACAUUAGCAGUCAUUUUGACGUUGUAUAAAUAUUACAUUUCAAAAAAUCACCGAUACCGACCCCUUGUUGAUGCCGGAGAAAACCAUUCUUGUGAAAGAUAAUUGAUUUUUGGGUUUUAAUUUUAUAACUGCAGAUAAAACUUUCAUGUACUUUUGUUUUGUUAUUUUUGUUGAAUCAAUUAUUGCUUGUUUCAUUUCUGAA